UCUGUGGUCAACAGCUGACGGUGACAACAGCGAGUGACAACACAGCACGGAGCCGCUGUUUAAAAGGGCUGUGAUUUAAUUAACAAGAAUUACUACAAAAAUGGACUUGACGGCUUUUUCUCAAGAGAACUUUAAUCCAAAAGACUGGAUCAACAAUGUGUUUCGUAGUCAGGAGGCGCAGCAGAACAGAGAUCAAUAUGCUUCGUCACUGGUAAUGAGGCUGCAGUUAGCCAUACAGGAGGUGAACCAUGCCCUGGAGGAGACAAGUCAACAGGUGGUGGGAAGCUUACCGAGGGUGCUCAGAGAUAUUGAAUCUUUGGGACAUGAAGUUGCCGUCCUCAAGAACCAGAUGAACAGUGUGAGGCAAGACAUAGAAAAGGUGGAACACAACACAGCAGCCAGCAUGCAGACGUUGGUGAAGCUCGACUCUCUAAAGGGACGUUUGGUGGCAUCUUCUCAGGCACUCAGAGAAGCAGACAACUGGACAACUCUUUCUACAGAUAUUGAGGAGGUAAUGGAUAGUGGAGAUCUUGAUGCCAUCGCAAGCAAAUUAGUUGCACUACAGAACUGCCUUGGUAUCCUAACACAUGUGCCUGACUAUGAGGAGCGUGUAGCACAUCUGGAAGGUCUUAAAGUCAGGCUCGAAGCUCUGGCCAGUCCUCACAUAGUUGCUGCAUUCACGCAACACAAUCUGGAUGAAUCAGUCAAGUAUGCACGGCUCCUGAGAUCCUUAGGGCGUGUCAGCCAGUUAGAGAGUUAUUAUCACAAGUGUGAAAUUGGUCAGUUGGGGACAGCCUGGCGUGGGGGAGUGGAAGGUUCACAUCUGGGUGGUCCUCCUAUGUGGCUCACAUCCUUCUAUGACAAGAUUGCUCUACUGACAUCACAGCAGGUGCGUUGGUGUGGCCAGGUGUUUGAAGGAUCAGAUGCCAACCUUUUACUCUCACAGUUAGUGGCCUCAACCCUCACCUCCCUUGAUCCAACUGUCAGUCGAGUAAUUUCUGCUGCCGCCAAACAGCAAGAAGAGCCACUUGCUUUUCUUAUAUCUGUGAAAACUGCAAGUGAUCAGUUUUUGAGAGAUAUUGAGUCAACUCUUGGGACAGCAAAGCCAGGACAGGAAACAUAUUUCCAGUCCCAGAGGAUAGUGGUACAAGCUGUGUACAGUCCCCUGCAGGACCAAGUGAUGAAGUAUCAGGAGUAUGAAGAAGCUCUAAUGCUCUCUCACCUUAUAUCUGCAGAUAUUGUGAAGGCUGACAUGGCAGAAACAUUGCGAAGAUUGCGUGAAUACUGUAGCAAAUUAUCCAAUCAAGCUGAUGUUGCUGCAGAGAGAUGCUUACAGCUAACGAGUGGUUGGACAUUCCCUGCACUUACAGCUGCUCUUACCACAUACAUAGAGCAGUUUACUAGCCGUCUGACCCAGGCUGCUCGACAUGUUGAAAAGCAGAAAGCUUCCAUAACUGAUGACUGGACUGUAUUUACAACCUGCCUCAACCUUAUGCAGGCUGCAGGAGAGUUGGUUAUGGCAGUUGACAGCAUGGAACAUUCAUUGGCCACUAUGUUCACAAAUGCUGCAGCUAAGUUUACAUGGGAACCUACCACACCAUUUAUUGCUACCCCAGAUCUCCUCUUGUCCACACAGGCAGUGACUCAGUUGAAGAAAUUGGUUGUAAAGGUCAUUGAUGAAGAUGGCAGACUUCUAGAGAACAGCAUGACAGAAUCUCAAGCUCAGUGUCAGAAUACAGUGGAGGCUGCUCUUCACACCAUCAUGAACCCCAUAUCAUCUCUGUUGAUUGUCCUCCCUGAUUUACCUGCUUGGAACUCUCGUCAGGGAACCUCCUCCCAUCUCUCCUUCUCUUUCUCUCCUCAAGAAUAUAUCACACAGAUAGGACAGUAUCUGAUGACCUUACCCCAGCAUCUUGAGCCGCUCCUUGUCAACCAUAGUCCGGCUCUUAACCGAGCCCUCCAGGAAGCCAACACUUCUUGUAGUGCUGGCGGCCGUGUGGUGAGUGAAAGUGAGAUCAGUGCAGCAGACUUCCUCAUCAAUAGUGUUGGUCAGAACACUUGUAAACUAUACACUGAUGCCAUCCUCAAGAUCCCUGACAUAAGCACGUCAAUGAUUACACAGCUUACUACAGACAUUGAUUAUAUUUGUAACAUCCUGGAGGACCUCGGAGUGAGCACGUGUGAGCCCCUAGAUAAAUUGAACACCUUACUGAAGGCUCCAGCUGACAAGUAUUGGAAGGUUGCCCCAGGGAACAACCCAAGAUUAAUUGCUGCUGUCAGACAAAUGCGCAACAUCCCCGUCCAGUCAUGAAUGUACAUUGUAUCUGUAUUGAAUUCUGCAUGCUCAGGAGUACAUAUUGUUUAAUGUUGGUAUUUGAGUGUUGUUUUAGUGGCAUAUAUCAAUUUUAUUUAUUGUAUUUCCUUGUGUAUAAAUUGACUUCAAGCUCAAAAAAUAUACCCAAAACUAAGAGUUUCUUCUCUGCCAAAUACAAAGUAAGGACCUUAAAUGCUGGCAAAUUUCAACGAGAAAGACAUCAAAGUUGGGGAAGACAAAUGAUUUCUGGUGAAAGUGGUUGCAAUUUUGAAUCUACUGUUUCGGUGUUCACAUUUUAUUUAUACCAUGUUUGGGGACCAACUUAUAGGCCAAGUACUGUAUAGUUCUAAGCAUGAUUUUUUUAGUUGAAAAGUUGAGGUCGACUUAUCCACUGGCAAAUUGGCAAUUGAAAAAAUGAAUUGUAAAGUAAAUCACUACCUGUCAGAAGUUGAAUAGAAAUGGAAAUUAUAUAUAUAUAUAUAUAAGCCAUGCGCCGGUUAACGUCCUAGAUACGUUCUUGGAAACGUGAUGUUAACCGAAAUGGACGUUGUCCGAAAUUACAUAAACCUAUCGAAUUUAUUCUAAUGGGUUCCAGGCACCCAACUCCAAGUUUCCCAUUUUACGACCAUUUAGACCCACUAAAUAUAUAUAUAAUAUUAUGGUAAAUAUCAUUAACACACAUAG
Molecule: messenger RNA, 2998 nt
Organism: Homarus americanus (American lobster)
Lineage: Eukaryota; Metazoa; Arthropoda; Malacostraca; Decapoda; Nephropidae
Gene: Cog7
Product: conserved oligomeric Golgi complex subunit 7-like
Exons: 16
Coding region: 101-2311 (736 amino acids)
Biological process (GO): Golgi organization; intracellular protein transport; retrograde vesicle-mediated transport, Golgi to endoplasmic reticulum
Cellular component (GO): COG complex
Source: RefSeq, a predicted model, not a curated record